Messenger RNA from Anopheles bellator, 283 nucleotides. RefSeq lists its product as uncharacterized. The transcript has 2 exons. The record is from RefSeq and is a predicted model, not a curated record. NCBI's taxonomy places the organism in Eukaryota, Metazoa, Arthropoda, Insecta, Diptera, Culicidae. The annotation marks the transcript as partial.
AAGUAAACACCGGAACAGUAUAAAUGUGCCAUUAUUUCGCAGACGUACCACAGUUCGAUUCCAAUAGCACCAGCGACAUACAGCGUACAAAACAACCAUGCAGGGUGCUAUCUUAAUCGUCGUCUUGGCUUUGGCCACCGCAUCCAACGGAUCGUACCUUCCGGCCGUUCAAUCGGUUCUCCCGUAUUCCUACAACUCCGGAGCCUAUGGCCUGAAUGCGUACGACGGAUAUGGUCACUAUUCUUCCCUUGGUGGCUUGGGAUACUCUUCGCUGCUGGACCAC